AACCGGUCACGCGCCUCCUCCCCUUUUUUUGCUCUCUCCGUUCCCCUUUGUUAGCGGAAGGCUGUUUCCUCGCCCUAAUAACACCCGUCUAGAGUCGGCCUUCGUAUACAGGAACCAGGGGCGGGACCACCUCACCACAUCCUGGGGAAGGCUAUGCAGCCGCCAUAGCGCUGCAGCACCAUUUUCCAACUGGCGACCUCGGGGCGUCUGGGCCCCCCAUCAUAUGGCGAUGCUUUCUUUCAACGCAACGGGAGCUUCCGCCCUGUUGCUGCUAAUCCUUUGAGCCCGUCCCGGUCACCACCCUCCCAGCCUGGCCCCGUGCUCGGCGGCGGCGGCGUCGCCGAGAACGCCAACAUCGCCAGCGUCGCCAUGUCCGCUCGAUAUCCACGAGUGGCUGUCCUCCUGGGCGUCCAGCCUCGGUGGCACGUGCCGCUUUUGCUCUGCCGGGCUCUCUCGACCGUGUCUGCGGCGUGGUGGGCUUGCCAGACUUGUUUCAGCAUCUACCAACUGAUCUCGGACUACGACGCGGCGAGGGACGGGACGUCGUCUUUGUUCUUGUCGUCGGCGAUGGGCGGUGGCGGCCGCGGCAGGAUCGGUGUCACUGGUGGUGCGGACGCUGGGAAUAGUGGUUGUUCGCUUUUGGAGCAUCGGAUCUUCAGGCGCAUGGCUGUGGCCCAAGUAUGCUUGAGCUUUCUCUGGGUAUGUCUUGUCCUAGCAUCCUUUUGACCCUUGAACUUUCCUUUGAGUGCAUACACACCUUGUUUCAUCACCCGGUUGCAAUGUCCAAGGACGCAUCUUACGAUCCGGUCCGGUUUGAAAUGCUUGCUCUUUGGGCUCAACCUUGCUUUUUUCCUUCGGAGGAGGCCAAAGCAACAAACCUCCCUCAGCGUGCCCCCCUUUUUGUCCUCCUAUCCACUCGAGCAAACAUCAAACCAACCCAUGCUAACCGGCUGUGUCUUGUCUUUGGCCACGCUUCCAGGCCGGCGCCGCCGCUUACCUCGCGCACAUGUUCGCCUCGUCGCUGAUGGCGCGGUGGCUGCUGCACUACAGCCCGCUGGCGGUGCUGGUGCGGCUGUGCAGCCUCUCGAUCCUGCUGUCGUUUGGGUGCCUGCAGGUGUUCCGGGCCACGCGGGCGACGGAGCCAGAUCUGCUCCGGCUCAGCCGCAGCCUGCUGGCCUGGAUCGCCAUCUCGGUCGGCCUGAUGCUCGCCUACUUCUGCACCCAGCACGACAUCUUCUCCGCCGACCACGACGACGACCGCGACGACGACCGCGACGACCGCCGCCGCCAGAUCCUGCGCCUCAAGUGCCUCUACGUCAUCUCCGCGUGCAGCCUGCUCAGCCUGCUGGUCCUGGUGGGCAUCGUCCACUUUGACGCCGACACGGGGAUGAGCGUGAUGGGGAUGAUCACGUCCGCCAUGGGGGGCGCACGCGGGAAUGGGAGUCAGGGCUGGACUGGGGCUCUGCAGGAUUGGGUCGGGAAUUGCAAGGCGUUGGGAUCUGAUCUCGCUCAGCAGUGGCGCAGGUUCGCUUCCGGCGCGGCCAGGCUUGGAGCCGAGUUGUGACAUUCAGGAAGAAUGGCGAGAUAGCGAGUCUCUUUGUUGUUGUUUUUCACUUGUCCUACAUGUUAUUGACCGGACGCAAGGAAACGGAUGGGUGAUCGAGCAGAAUUGAUCAUAUCCCAAGCCCAGCAGCGAGGGAAGGGG
This is a messenger RNA of Cladophialophora immunda, 1705 nucleotides long. RefSeq lists its product as hypothetical. NCBI's taxonomy places the organism in Eukaryota, Fungi, Ascomycota, Eurotiomycetes, Chaetothyriales, Herpotrichiellaceae. Gene Ontology annotation, biological process: cellular response to oxidative stress; protein N-linked glycosylation. The coding region runs from base 1007 to 1564 and encodes 185 amino acids. The transcript is spliced from 2 exons. The record is from RefSeq and is a predicted model, not a curated record. Gene Ontology annotation, cellular component: endoplasmic reticulum membrane.